This is a messenger RNA of Neocloeon triangulifer, 1028 nucleotides long. It is a transcript of the gene CCDC53, whose product is annotated as WASH complex subunit 3. Gene Ontology annotation, cellular component: WASH complex. The transcript is spliced from 4 exons. Lineage: Eukaryota; Metazoa; Arthropoda; Insecta; Ephemeroptera; Baetidae. Gene Ontology annotation, biological process: exocytosis; actin filament polymerization. Bases 381 to 881 code for a protein of 166 amino acids. The record is from RefSeq and is a predicted model, not a curated record.
CGCCACCUCUUCGACAGCGCUUGUUUGCCCGAAUAUUGCAAACGAAUAUUCCAGGAAUAUUUUUGAAUAUUGUUUUCUAAUAUUCCUGUCAACUAUAUUGCUGAAUAUUCACUCCACAUAAAGUAUUUAUUCAAACAUAUUCCUUGCUGAUUGGGACUCUGAUGCCGCCGCUCGUCUUCGUCAGCAGUUUGAGGCGGUGCCAUCACAUGAUCACAUCAUAUUACUUUCUCAUUCUGAAACGGUCACGCUAGUAAAAAGAGGCGUGGAUGUAAACAAGUUUCACCAAAACUCGGGAUCACAGGAGAUUAUUAUUUUAAAUUUACUUUUCAUAUAUAUCAAAAUUACACCACUCCCUUGCUCAGCAAAAAGUUAGAUAGAGAAUGGACAUCGAUGAUAUGGCCCUGAUAGGGCCAGGAGUCAAUUUGUCUGAGAUCCCUCCUAUUAAUCAAAAAAGGACUCUUGCUUUUGUCAAUACGUUCAUCACUAACACAGUGACAAUACUGAACAAUCUUGCUAGGACAAGUGAACUGAAACUUCAUAAGUUCGAAGAGAAGCUGCAGAGAAUGGAUGCAUCCCUCUGUAUUUUAGAGGCUAAGCUUGCCUCUAUUCCUGGCCUGGAAACAGUGCCUGUUGAACUGCCCAAGGUGGAGCAGAAUCAAGUGGCUGCAGUAACAGGCGUAACAGCACCACAAGAAUCUCCGAAGCAAGAAGAUGCAAACGUCUCAGAAGCAGAACCUCAAGGUGUUGCAGCAGUGCUUGCAGAGCCUGAUCCUCAGUACACUAAAUUUUUCAAAAUGGUUCAAUUUGGCGUGCCCCCUCAAGCGGUAAAACUGAAAAUGAUAUCAGAAGGACUGGAUCCAAAUAUUUUAGAAGAUAUUUAAUCAGUACCAAAGGUUCCAAAAAGAAAAGCUUCUUUGGAUUCAUCAAGUGAAGAGAACUCGGAAUAAUUAAAAAUGUAAUGCUGUGAUAAAGACAUUUAAAUAAAUUGGGUCGAUUUGUACAAAAUUUAUUUUUUCAGUUUAUAUUAA